Messenger RNA from Colias croceus (clouded yellow), 2154 nucleotides. RefSeq names its product leukotriene A-4 hydrolase. Lineage: Eukaryota; Metazoa; Arthropoda; Insecta; Lepidoptera; Pieridae. Gene Ontology annotation, biological process: peptide catabolic process; proteolysis. Gene Ontology annotation, molecular function: zinc ion binding; epoxide hydrolase activity; metallopeptidase activity. Bases 24 to 2042 code for a protein of 672 amino acids. The record is from RefSeq and is a predicted model, not a curated record. The transcript is spliced from 11 exons. Gene Ontology annotation, cellular component: cytosol.
UAGCGGAGCGGAGCUUAAAAAAAAUGUCUGUCAUCGGCAAAGUGAUCACGAGGCACUUUCGUUGGCCUGUUCGAUAUCAAGUCUUAACAAAAAAUAGCAGAUUAAAUUAUUCAAUCAGUUCGAGAUUGAAAAACAUACGAUAUUGUCAACAACAUUACAGCGUUCCAUUUUCACUGAUAAAAACACAACAAUUGUGUACCACUAGCAGGGAAAUAGAAGCUAUGGCUUUGAGUCCACUUGAUCCUUCAUCACAUUCAAGGCCUGAAUUGGCCAUAAUAAAGCAUGUGGAUUUAAAAUUGAAUGUGGAUUUUGAAAAUAAACAAUUGAGUGGAAUAGCAGAUUUAACCAUUAAUGCUUUAGACAAUAUAAAUGAAUUGAUAUUAGAUUCGAGUGAUAUAACUAUUGAAUCAAUUGAAACAGAGGAUGGAAAGUCAUUGGAAUAUAGACUAGACAACCCUGUUCCAAAUUAUGGAUCAAAGCUUACUAUACCACUUGCCGAACCAGCUACAGUUGAUCAGAAAAUAAAGAUAAGGAUCAAGUAUAAAACAUCACCGACAGCUACUGCUUUACAAUGGUUGGACGCGAAGCAGACGUCAGGCAAAAAGUACCCAUAUAUGUUCAGUCAAUGUCAGCCAAUCCACGCUCGUUCAAUUCUUCCCUGCCAAGAUUCACCAGCAGUUAAAUUCACAUAUAACGCAGAAGUAACAGCCCCAGAACCGUUCACAGUUCUCAUGAGCGCUAUCAGAGGAGAUAGUAACAGUACUACAUAUACGUUUAGACAGCCUGUGCCUAUACCGUCGUAUUUGUUGGCCAUUGCUGUCGGUGUUUUGGAGUCGAGGGAGCUUGGUCCGAGGUCGCACGUCUGGUCAGAAAAAGAAGAGAUUGAAAGGAGUGCAUGGGAGUUUGCCAACACCGAAAAGUAUUUGCAAGCGGCUGAAAAGCUCUGUGGACCUUAUCAGUGGUCGCAGUAUGAUUUGCUUGUGUUACCCCCCUCCUUCCCCUAUGGUGGUAUGGAGAAUCCAUGUCUAACGUUUGUUACGCCUACGUUAUUGGCUGGAGACAGAAGCCAAGCAGAUGUCAUCGUCCACGAAAUAAUGCACAGUUGGACGGGCAACCUCGUCACAAACAGGAACUUUGAGCAUUUCUGGCUCAAUGAAGGAUUCACAGUGUUCUUGGAGAGGAAAGUCGGAGCGUCUUUGAUAGAAGAUAAGGAAGAAGCGAAACGUAGCCGGGACUUCAGUAGUUUACUUGGCUUGCAGGAACUUGAUGAAACUAUAAACAAAAAUCUCGGUGCGAGCAAUCCCCUCACGCAAUUAGUUCCCGACUUGAACCAAACGCACCCAGAUGACGCGUUCUCAAGAGUGCCCUACGAGAAAGGGUCUCUAUUCCUUCGCUAUCUCGAAGAUUUAGUUGGAGGUCCAGAAGUAUUUGAUGAUUUCCUGAGGUCAUACUUGAACAAAUUCCAACGGCAGUCCAUAGACACUGAGCAAUUCAAGGCGCAUCUAUUUGAAUAUUUCAAAGAAAAUGAGGCGUUGAAGAAAGUGGACUGGGAGACUUGGCUACAUAAGUCCGGAAUGCCGCCUGUUAUACCGGCGUACGACACAUCUAUGACUAAAGCGGUGACGGACCUGCGAGCGAAGAUAAGCAACGUUAAAACUACCUUCGACUACAAUGACAUCAUGACAUUCACACCACAACAAAUUAUCAACUUCCUUCAAGAUCUCAUUGAUGGAGAUGCUCUGCCAGUUGACAGAUUACAAAAAAUGGGAGAUACUUAUAAAAUAGCUACAAGCAAGAACACAGAAAUUACAUAUCGCUGGCUAAGAUUAUGUAUCAAGAGCCGAGAUGAAUCCAAAAUAAAUGAAAUAUUACAAUUUGUGAAUAGCCAAGGUCGUAUGAAGUAUGUAAGGCCGAUAUACAGAGACUUAUAUGCCUGGGAAGCCAUGAGACAAAGAGCAAUUGAUAAUUUCCUAGAGAAUGAACAGUAUAUGAUGCACGUAUCUGCGUAUACUCUAAGAAAAGACUUGCAUCUCAGUGAAUAGUUUUUUUGCAUUUCAGUUUAUUUUAUUUAUUGUAAAUAAUUGCAAUUUUUAAAGAUUCAUUUGAUUAUAUUGCAAAUGUUUUUAUUUACAUAAUAAAUGAUUUAUAAUUAUU